Gavialis gangeticus (Gharial) is the source of this 2446-nucleotide messenger RNA. RefSeq names its product family with sequence similarity 114 member A2 (gene FAM114A2). The record is from RefSeq and is a predicted model, not a curated record. Bases 14 to 1507 code for a protein of 497 amino acids. Lineage: Eukaryota; Metazoa; Chordata; Crocodylia; Gavialidae. The transcript is spliced from 13 exons.
GACCGCCCCGGUGAUGGCUGAGGGCGAUGGCACGGGCGGCCUGCCUGGAGGGAAGUCCCGGGAGGAUGAGGAGCACGUGUCUCCAGCAGGCGGUGGGGGACUGAGGGAAGUGGAGCCCGCGGCUCUGACACGGAGGAGGCCCGAGACAAAGCCCCCCGGCGAGCCCGCUCUGGUGGAAGAGCCCCCUGGCCCAGCCCUGACGGUCUCUGAAUCCAUGGAGCCAUCUCAGACCGGGUGGGGAUACUGGGGCAGCUGGGGAAAGUCGCUUCUCUCCACCGCCUCAGCUACAGUUGCUACUGUAGGUCAAGGCAUUUCCAAUGUCAUAGAAAAAGCAGAGACCUCCCUGGGGAUCCCCAGUCCUAGUGACAUCUCUUCAGAGGCCAGCGAUGCUGCAGAAGGUAGCCAGAGUCCUGAAGAGAGUGCUACACACAGAAUCAAUGAUGGCAGUUCCUCGCCUAUCAGUGGGGCUCUUGGAGUAUUAUCAACUAUUUCUACUGCUGUUCAGAGCACGGGGAAGACUGUAAUUACUGGAGGGUUGGACGCCUUGGAAUUCAUUGGGAAAAAAACAAUGGAUGUGAUAGCUGAAGGAGACCCAGGAUUCAAGAAAACAAAGGGUUUGAUGCACAGGAGUUCCACAUUGUCUCAGGUCUUGCGAGAGGCAAAGGAGAAAGAAGAGCAGCAGACAGCUACUGAAGUUACCAUGGUGACAGAGAAGAAAGCCCAUUAUGGGUUACUCUUUGAUGAAUUUCAGGGUCUUUCUCAUUUGGAAGCCUUAGAGAUGCUUUCCAGAGAGAGCGAAUCCAAGGUGAAGUCAGUUUUGCAUGCCCUUUCUGGAGCAGAGUCGGAUGCCUUGAAAAUGGAGCUGGAACAGCUCAAAGAAGCGUUUUCCUUGGCAGAGUUCUAUGACGAUGACGAAGAAGAGAAGAAGGGUGAUGAGGAAUUUACCAAGGACAUAACCGAGCUCUUUUCAGAAUUGCGGGUCUCCACCAGGCCAGACAAACUCUCUGUGGCAAGAAGAUCUGCUCAUGAGUGGAUUGCAAGACUCGAUGCAGAACCCCUGAAAGACGAGCAAAGGAAUGAAGAUGCCCAACAAAUGGGUUCCAGUGAUGCUGCCUCAGAUGACAAAAAAUCAGUAGAGGACAUUCAUGCGUUUGCCAUUAGGAGCCUGGCUGAGCUGACAGCGUACUCCAUUGAGUUGUUCCACAAAACUGCAGCACUGAUCCUGCAUGGUCAGAAGCAAGAGAUGUCGGCCGUAGACAGAGCCAAAGCCCUUUCACAAAUGACAAUUGUACUGUGCAAAGAAUUGUCUUCUCUAUCCAAAGACUUUACUAUCUGCUUAACGACAGUAGGGGUCAAAGAGAAGGCAGAUGUGCUUAAUCCAUUAAUCACUGGAGUGUUUUUGGAGGCUUCCAACAGUGCUUCCUAUAUCCAGGAUGCCUUCCAACUCCUCCUGCCUGUGCUACAGAUCUCUCUAAUUCAGACUCGGACUGAAUCAUCACAGCAAUAAAUUACUUCUAAAUGAGCACCUGCCCAACCAGCCUACUUCAUAGUUCCCAUGCUUGGGAAUAGGGUAGGGACAGAUACCGCAGGAAAGAAAACACUUUGAUGAUUGGUGCUGCAGAGGGGAAACUGAAAUGCUAGCUUGGCUGUGACAGCUGUGCAACUUAGCCGGAGACGUGAAGGAUGUGACUAGUAUAGUUCAGGCAGAUGGACAAUAUGACAGACUUAAGCUACUUCCCUAAGUUUGGCUGUUUUUUUCUUCUUUUCUCCCUGAGUGUGUUAACGAGCUCCUUGAAGAAAGGUUUCUGGGAUUACGACACUAGAAUGGAGGCCCCGGCAUGUUGUCUGUGGCCACAGAAAAUUAAAUACUUAACUCUCCCUGUAGUACUCAGCUUUAAGUGUUGUGUGCAUGUUGCACAAUUACCUGCCCAGUAUUGUUGCCCAGGGGCCAGUAAAGACUGGGACCACUGUGGUAGAGGAAAUGCUUGAUCACCAGUAGUGUGUAGCCAGAAUAUGCUGGGACUUUGGAUUUAGAGAUGUGGAAUUAAGUUCCUCAUAGGCUUUGUUUUUUCAAAUAUGUGGUGGCUGCAAGCUAAAAGGCUCAAGUUCUUUGGAAUGACUUCUAGGUUUGCAUAAGAGCUUAGCAGUAGGCUACCUUGUGUUGUGUCUGAGCCUUGCCUUGCAUUUCACCUUCCAUUACAAAAACAGCAACUUGCUGAAGAGCGCGGACACUUACGGUCCGUGUUACUGACUUGGGGAUGUCCCAUAAGACCUUACUCCUCUUCCCUGUGUCAAGAAGACAUUUUGGGCCCUGGUCUGGGGAGAAAGCAGUCACGGGGCUGACACGGUCCUACUAUUCGAGUGCCUGGUUUCACAGCAAUAAAUGAAAAGCAACUAAAGGGGACUGGUUCCUGUUCAGGGGAUUCAUUAAAACAAUAUCACUGGA